Symbiodinium natans is the source of this 2421-nucleotide messenger RNA. The record is from the annotation of a GenBank genome assembly. Lineage: Eukaryota; Dinophyceae; Suessiales; Symbiodiniaceae.
AUGGCUAAGCUGCGCCGGCUUGGCCUUCUGAGUUCCUGCUUGCUGGCUUCAGCAGAUGACCAGGUGGUCCUCCAGGCACCGUGGUUUUUCGAUUGCUCCAAUCAUCCAGAGUGGAGCAGAUUCCGCGAGCGCUUCGCUGAAUUCCGCAAGAACUUUGCAUCAGCAAAGGGCAAUGAGGAAGAGGUUAUCAUGGAGAUGCAGCAGAUCCUUGCUGAAGCCAACGACUUGGGGCGGCGAUACGAGCCGACCUUCGUGAAGUAUGCAAGCGACUGGUCCGUCUUCCACCUCUGCACCCCGGAGCGCCUAGUGGAAGUCCCUGAGGACCUGCAGCUGAACUUUUGCUUCUAUGGCUUCGCUACGGUGCAGUGGCUGGGGUUGUUCGGCCACCAGCACUUUGGCAAUGUGCCGGGCAUGGCAGAAUGGGCGCAAAACGCCUGGGGCUUUCUGAAUGACGCGUCAAAGUUUAACGCGAUGCACUUCCUUGAAAGCUCCGGGUGGCACGUGAAAAUGGUGGAGAUGGCAAAAGCUCUCAGCGCUGUUUUUGUGGGAAGCAGUGGCUACAGGGUCUCCCGAGACGCGGCGCUGCCGUCGGCACUGCGGAUGCCGCAGCUCGUGGUUCGCAGGAGCCCUGUUCACACCAGGUUUCCAGACGUUCGUCGGUUGAAGGCAGUUGCCAUCUCGUAUCACACGGCACUGCUGCGAGAGCCGCUCUCGUUCUGGCAGCACAUGUUGAGCCACUUGUUCGAUGUGGACGCCACCUUGCAUAUUUUGGAUGCCACGGCCAAAAGUGCGGAGGACGUGGCCCGUCUACACAACCACUGCCGAUUCAUUGGUGGCUCAUGGUGUGGCACAGAUGAACGCCUCCUGGAGCUUAAUGAGCUCUUUCAGGAGGUUGUCUUGGACUGUCACACAGGUGACCACAAGGCGCGCCAUCAUUUCUUGAGAUCUGCGCGAGAGUAUCAUGACCGGUUCGUGCGGCUGAUGGGCAAUGAUCCCGAGCUGCUGUCUGCUGAUUUCUUCAUGUGCGGGGAGCCUGUCCUUUUCUGUCGGCUCUUGGCGCACUUCGGCCAGCCUGUCAUUGGCUACAUCUCCACCCCGAUCUCUGUGUACGUUCGGGCCGAAGAUCGGUCUGAAUGGUACCAGCAGUUCUAUGAAAUGGCCCUAGAGGAGCGGCACAUCUUUGCCGCCACCACACCGCUGUUCGCAGAGUGGGUCGCGUACGGCACCGGCAUAUCCUUGCCAGUCAUCCGGCCCAUGUGUACAUAUACUGAGGCGACGUAUUGGCCAAAGAGGGCGCAGGAGGUGCUGCUUCUGCGAACCGUUAGCCUAUUCUGGGACACGGAAUGUGUCCUCAACUACUUUGCUCGUGCGCAUGCAGACUCUUCGGCGACAGCUCCGUUGAGAUUCCGGGAGUCUGCAAGCCUCUCCGAGAAGGAGCGGAUGGGGUAUACUGCCUUUGCGGAGUUUUUGGCCGCUGUGAUUUACCCAUACAGUCCCAGCCAGUUCUGGUUCUACGAGCUGUACGCCAUGGGUGUGCCGAUCUACAUGCCCUCACGCGACACGCUGCCGUUGUACGUCAGUCAGGACUACUCUGUCUGCCCAGACUUCGAAGGUAACCGGCCUGGACACGCACCACAUCGUGUGCAUCCACAUUCACCCUUCGACACUGAUGACUGGGCCGCCAUGACGUAUUGGGCAGCCUUCACUGACUACCUGACCCUGCCACACAUCUCCCAUUUCGACUCGGUACCAAGCUUGCUCAGGCAGCUGCAGUCUGCAGAUCACCAGAAGAUCAGCCACUCCAUGCAGAGAGCACAUAUGGAGCACCUGGGGGUGGCAAUGAGCUUCUGGAGUCAGGCUUUGGAGCUUAUCGCCUCUCUGCGAGGGAUUCCACGCACGGUGAGCGGCGUGGAGCAGGUAGCUGGAGACCUGGAUGCCUCGGACGAGCACCGAGACCUCUCCACUCGCCAGCCCAGCGGGGGCUCGCCAGCUCGGCCGGAUGGGGCUCACCGGCUGGCGAAUGAUGGGCAGACACGACAGGAUCAUCCGCAUGAGUACCACUUUGACCUGGACUCUGCGAACAAGGUGCUUUCGGCUGCCACGCAAGUCGGCGGUUCUCAUUGGUGGGUGAAGUUGCGACGGACGGCUUCCGACCCAGAGGUGAAGGUCUGGUCCAGAGACUGUUGCACAGAGACAUAUGGUCACGUGCUGUUUUUCCUGCUGGGCAACAGCUCCAACAUCAAGGCUGCAGCUGAAUGCGCCUCCCUCAAGGUGCCGAGCAACGUGGAGGUUUCAACUAUCUGCCCUGGCAGAGGCGACUACCUCUUCGUGGAGGCUCGCCCGCAUGCGGGCUUCGAUUACACGGACAGCUCUGUCGCGGUCUUGAUGUUGCCUGAGGUGCGCGUGCUGAGCCGCGACUGA